Molecule: messenger RNA, 561 nt
Organism: Paraglomus brasilianum
Lineage: Eukaryota; Fungi; Glomeromycota; Glomeromycetes; Paraglomerales; Paraglomeraceae
Source: the annotation of a GenBank genome assembly
AUGUUACCUGUAACAGACAGUUUGGAAAAUCUGUCAAAAGAGUUGGUCCACGUCGGAGACCCCAAUGAAAAUGACAUAGGGUUUGUUGCAAAGGAUGACAUUAAUAGAAAAGAAUUAGCGAUGUCGACGAGCGAGCUAGCGACUAUGGUAAGAAUCACUUAUCUGUUAGAUUUAUGUUCAAUAUGUCUCAAAACACUCAAAAAAGGUUCAAAGUCUUUUUCAAGAUUGUCGCGCGGUCGAAAACGUAGAACAGUUCCUAGAGAGUUAGAUUUUACAGGAUAUAACCCUAUUAUGGUGGUUGAGCAUCCGAAAAAACAAAAAGUGGCAGUAAAAGGUGCAGACUACAAAGGAGAACAGCUUUCCCCCAUGUUAGAAAGGUCGGUCGACAUUGUAGAUGAGUUGACACAAGAACUUGUCUUUGAGUAUGAGUGUAAAACUGUGGUAAAUUAUUGUAUUGACAAACAAGGCCUCAAACGCAUGACUACAGAAGAAUUGAGAGGUUAUGCCAAAUUUUUUGCAGCUAGAAUUAAUCAUCACCAACACGACCGUAGUGUGAAUUGA